CUUCUUCGCUCGCUCUGCCGCUCUAUAUAACCUGCGAGCGCGCGCGCUUUCCUCCCGACUCACUCGGCUCGAUCAAGCAUACACACACACAUAUAUAUAUACACACGUCCUCUCCUCCUCCUCGCCCGCUACAAACGACGACAGGCCCGGCCGGCGGUCGCAAGCGCGCGCAACGUUCGAACUCCGCGCGUGAUCGGAGAUCAUGGGGUUCCCCCUGGUGUGCUACUGCGUGUUCAUCCCGAAGCCGGUCAUCGCCUUCUGCAAGCUCGUCGGCGCCGUCAGGGACGCCCUCAUGCUGCUGCUCUCCCUCGUCGGCCUCUGCCGCUCCCCGCGCCGCUCCGUGGACGACGCCCCGCUGCCCGAGGAGGUCAAGGCGCGGCUCCCGGCCGUCGAGUUCUCUUGGCUGGCGCGUCCGGAGCAGCAGCAGCAGGGGUGCCACGACGGCGCGGCGGCGUGCAUCGUGUGCCUGGAGAGGCUGGAGGCGGCGGACGAGGUGCGGCGGCUGGGCAACUGCGCGCACGCCUUCCACCGCGGCUGCAUCGACGGGUGGAUCGACCUCGGCCGGACCACGUGCCCGCUCUGCCGCUCCCACCUACUGCCGCGCGCGCGGAGGGCCAGCCCCAGCCUCCUCACGCGCGUUUGGUGAGCACCAACCGCGCGCCCGAUCGUUAGCUCGGACGCCCCCACGUCUUUCCUUUUCCCAGCGCGGUGGCGGCCGGCAGCUGGGUCCGGGGAGGUGGCGCCGCAAUGCUGCACGGAGAUUCGCGAUCUGGACCGGCUACAUGUAUAUUUAUUCUGGGGUCUAUACAUUAUCUCAAAAUUGAGAUUAUUUAGCUUUAGGGUUUGUAUAUAUAGAGCACACCAAUAGGUGCAUACGCAUAGGUUUCUAUUCUCCUGGAGAACGAUUAAUUAGUCAAAUAUAUAUAUAUAUAUAUCUUGUCGUGAUUGGUUACUGUAUCUCCAAGUGUCAACAGCUAGAAAACUCAUGUAGUACUACCUGUUAUUUUCUUGACAUUGUUUGUUUUUA
Hordeum vulgare subsp. vulgare (domesticated barley) is the source of this 1027-nucleotide messenger RNA. Its product is annotated as brassinosteroid-responsive RING protein 1-like. The record is from RefSeq and is a predicted model, not a curated record. The coding region runs from base 203 to 646 and encodes 147 amino acids. NCBI's taxonomy places the organism in Eukaryota, Viridiplantae, Streptophyta, Magnoliopsida, Poales, Poaceae. Gene Ontology annotation, biological process: protein ubiquitination. The transcript has a single exon. Gene Ontology annotation, molecular function: ubiquitin protein ligase activity.